Gadus chalcogrammus (walleye pollock) is the source of this 3751-nucleotide messenger RNA. RefSeq names its product syntaxin 3b (gene stx3b). The record is from RefSeq and is a predicted model, not a curated record. Bases 423 to 1280 code for a protein of 285 amino acids. The transcript is spliced from 10 exons. NCBI's taxonomy places the organism in Eukaryota, Metazoa, Chordata, Actinopteri, Gadiformes, Gadidae. Gene Ontology annotation, molecular function: SNAP receptor activity; SNARE binding. Gene Ontology annotation, cellular component: endomembrane system; plasma membrane; SNARE complex. Gene Ontology annotation, biological process: intracellular protein transport; synaptic vesicle fusion to presynaptic active zone membrane; exocytic insertion of neurotransmitter receptor to postsynaptic membrane.
AGGGACCUUUGAGCAGGUUCACAUCCUCCUGCUGCCCAGGGAGGGGCCUCAUGCAAGAGCCAAAGAGGUCCUCCGCACGCAUGCGUCAAAUAUAAAGUGCGUUUUAGAAUGAUUACUUUGGGCGAGCAGUGAGAAAGAGGGAGAGAGAUUAUGCUGCUGGACACAACUGCUGUUUUAAUCCUUCGGGCGAUGAGAUUUAGCGGAAACCACACGCUUUAACCUCAGCAGCCAUAUUGUAUGGAGAAUUCACAGAACAUCUCUUCUAGCGGAUACCGUCCUCUUCAGAGACACCCGGGACUAGACUUUUGAAAAGGCAAGUUUUCCCUGGCGGUGGGAACCCCCUGGAGAGAACUGAUCGGCUUUCGGAGUCCGCUUUACCGUCUUUAUUCAGUGCCUCUCUCCAGAGCUCCAGACCCGACACGAUGAAGGACCGCCUGGAGCAGCUCAAAGCGACGUGCGACCAAGAUGACGAUGAGGUGGAGAUCUCCAUGGACAACGCAGCCUUCAUGGAUGACUUCUUUUGUCAGAUCGAGGACAUCAGGAACAGUAUUGAUAAGAUCGAUGACCACGUGGCCGAGGUCAGGAAGCUGUACUCGGUCAUCCUGUCGGCACCUACGUCUGACCAGAAAACACAGGAUGAGCUGGAGGCCAUCACCAACGACAUCAAGAAGAUGGCCAACAACGCCAGAAACAAGCUCAAGACCAUCGAGAGGAACCUGGAGGCAGAUGAGCAGGAGAGGGUCUCCGCCGACAUGAGGAUACGCAAAUCACAGCAUGCUGUGCUCUCCAGGAAGUUUGUGGAGGUGAUGACCAAGUACAACGAGGCGCAGGUGGACUUCAGGGAGCGGAGCAAAGGCCGCAUCCAGAGGCAGCUGGAGAUCACUGGCAAAGCCACCACGGACGAGGAGCUGGAGGAGAUGCUGGAGAGCGGCAACGCGGCCGUGUUCACCGCAGGGAUUGUGGACUCGGGCAUCUCCAAGCAGGCCCUGAACGAGAUCGAAGCCCGACACAAGGACAUCGUCCGGCUGGAGAGCAGCAUCAAGGAGCUGCACGACAUGUUUGUGGACAUCGCCAUGCUGGUCGAGAGCCAGGGAGACAUUGUUGAAAACAUCGAGUUGAAUGUGUCCAAGUCGGUGGACCACAUAGAGGUGGCCAAAACUGAGACCAAAAAGGCUGUAAGGUACCAGACCAAGGCCCGGAAGAAGACCAUCAUCAUCACUGUGGUCUGUGCUGUGAUCGCUGUGGUCAUCCUCGCCAUCAUCCUCUCUCAGACUCUAUAGGAACACAAACCCUCCUCCUCUUCCUCAGUAUCAUCAUCAUCAUCACCCCUCCCCCCCGGCCCCCCAUCAGCUGGUGGAAAGAGAGCCCAUCUAUUACAGAUGGAUCACAUUCGUUAGCCCAAAGACCCUUAAUAUUAGCAUAGGACACAUACAGCGUGUUGUUCUGUCUCUGACCACUGGACUGUACCUAGACCGGAUGGAACCAGUAAUGUAUGGAAAAGAGUUUGAUUGCUGAAACUAACUGGACUAAUAGGGUGCAUUCAGUCCUGAUGGUCUGUGGUGGGACAUUGGCCCCCCUGGGUCGGGGAGCUGAGAGUACACAGACCUUUGACUGCACAUGAGGGUUCAGUGCCACGACUUUCAAGCACAUACACAUGAAAUGUUUGUAUACAUGUUGGAAGAAAAAACGUCUCAUUUAAUUUCUGUCCCUCAGUUUCAAGAGUGGCUUUGGGUGACCAGACGCGGGGCGGUUCCUGUAACGUUAUUCCUCGGUUCCCUAAUAUUUCAACACGACACUGCCACAACACGGUGCCUUAUAAUCCUCCACACGUCCUCUGAUGUGAAGCUAUCUAUCGUCUCCUGCAUUGAGCAUUUUAUUUCCCAUGGAGGGAAGAAACAUUUCAGCACUUUCUGAUCAUCUGUCAUUAAUGGUUAAAUCGUGUUAAUUAUCAAUUGCAUCUUUUUUGUUGAGUACCUCAUUAUGCACACAUUCUACUGAUACAUCUCCCAUAUGAGUGGAGAAGCCUCUCUUAUUCUGUACUAGUCUUAUUCAUGCAAUCCCGAUUGAAUGAGUCGGUGCAUCAAAUAAGAUUCAUUAUAAUAAUGGCUUUUCAGAAGUUUGCUCAAUGUCUGACAUCACGGUCAUCAGACUUUGAGCAUGGUGUGGUGAUAACCAAUUCCAUUUGAGGUUAUUUUAACAUUACUCUGCUUCACAGGAAACACCGAAGCCAAUGCUAUCCUGCUUAAAUCAGCCAUACUGUACUUUAAAUUCAUAAGUCCAAAUGAUUUUCCACUCGCAAUUACCAAUGAUACCCUAUUGACAAGCAGACUUCCACAUCCAUGCUUAUUACUUUAUUAGUUCUGUAUAAUUUAUAAGGGAGGCCAAAAAGUAGCUAUGUGCUUUAACUGUUUAAUUGUACUCUUAAGUUAUAUGAUGCCAAAUAUUUUUGAUGAAGAAAUUAAAUAUUUUACUUUUUUUAAUCAAUGUACGUAUGUAUCAAUGUGUCUUUCUGAGUUAGUUAUUUUUCUCUGUUCGAGCAUGCCUUGCGAGCGACGUUAAGACACUUUCUAAGCAAGGCAUAUUUCUUUGUCCGGUGUUUUGGAUUAGGCCUACAUUUAUUUUCUGGGAAGCUUGAGCGCACUUGGUUUUAUUGUUUAGCAGCCUACACUUAUGUGCCUCUUGUUCUCUCAAAGUGAAGGUAAGUCCCUUUUAAUUAUUCUAUGUUCAUGCUACCACACGUAGACACACACGCGCACUCGCACACGCACAGACACGCACACACACACACAGACCCACACGUUGUUCCUCUCCGAUCCUCUGUUCCCCUUCUGGCUCAUCACUAAAGCCUGUCAUAUACCACAAACCUGCCGAUCAACAGAGGUACAUCCGACCCCAAAUGCUCACGCUUUUCUUAUUUCUAAUGCGAUCUCUAUUCAUGCUGCAGAAGAAGAUGAUGAUCACAUUGUGCUGUGCUAUCAUUGGAAUCGUUGGCUUCUCCUACCUGUAUAGUUUCUUCUCGUAAAGGUAGAGGAAAUGGGUCAAAUACAUUAAGAAUAACAUUGUUGAUUCACAUUGACUGAUUACUGCAUAAACCAUUUACCUUUUCUUCUGCUUUGCUUUCUUUACAGGAAAAUGUUUCUUCCAGAGAGAACUUGCAUAACAUAAGUCCCUGUCUUCCUCUGGAUUUAUUAUUUAUUAUGAAUUUGAAUGACCAAAUCCAAUCCCUAAUUCCCACACCCUCCACUUCGAAUUAUAUUACAUUUUCGGUAUGAAGUUUUGGAAAAUAUGUUUUAGAUGAUAAAUGUAUUGAUUUCAGUGUUUUUGUUUUAUGUUCAUAUUUGAAUAGCGGGCGUUAACCCAACCUCAUUAUUCUGGACUUCAGGCGCCGCCUGGCGAGACGUCUUGUAAUUACGUAUUAACUUUUGCCGUUCUGGUUGUCUCCAAAGGUUUUUGCGUUGUUAUGUUUAUAAAGUUAAUAUUUUUAAAUAUAGUUGAUGUAAAUGAACUAAAGCGCCUCACCUCACUGCAUAAAUGAGACAUAACUUGAUUUUCGAUUGCCCAGUCAGAUACAUUUAUGUGCCCCGUGCCAUUAUGUCUAUAACUUUUAACAUCUGUUAUCGUUGUGAAAAUUGUUUUUACGAACUUUCUGUGUGUCAUGUGAUGCUGACGUAGUUUAAGAGACGGUCUUUCAUGUAAAGAAAUUGUUGAGAUAGUUAUUAAAUAAAAUCUGUUCUCUGAGUUGUGUGUUGCU